GCGGCGGUGGCGGCGAUCUUCUCGUGCGAUUGACUCCAAAGUGGCUUAAAAACCGCGAGUUCGGUCGGGGGACCACCUGGACCGGAGCACGCGCAGCCCGGAGGCACCUGGCGCGGGGCGGGAGGGUGGUCCCAGCAGAGACACCGGAGUGCAGGAGCCCAGAGGUCUCGUGGGGCGGCCCCCGGGGGUCCCGGCGUGGAGACGAGGGCGGCGGAUUGGGGGUGAAGGCCAAGUGCGUUUGGAGGAGGUGCCCCCUGCCGUGCUUGAGGCCCCGCCAUGGCCCAGCAGAGAGCCCUGCCGCAAAGCAAGGAGACGCUGUUGCAGUCUUACAACAAGCGGCUCAAGGAUGACGUCAAGUCCAUCAUGGACAACUUCACCGAGAUCAUCAAGACCGCCAAGAUUGAGGACGAGACGCAGGUGUCGAGGGCCACUCAGGGCGAGCAGGAUAAUUACGAGAUGCACGUGCGAGCCGCCAACAUCGUCCGAGCCGGCGAGUCCCUGAUGAAGCUGGUGUCCGACCUCAAGCAGUUCCUCAUCCUCAACGACUUCCCGUCGGUGAAUGAGGCCAUCGACCAGCGCAACCAGCAGCUGCGAGCUCUGCAGGAGGAGUGUGACCGGAAGCUCACCACCCUGCGGGACGAGGUCUCCAUAGACCUCUACGAGCUGGAGGAGGAGUGUUACUCGUCCAGCUCAAGUCUUUGCGAAGCUAAUGAUCUGCCUCUGUGUGAAGCUUACUGGAGGCUGGACCUCGACACAGACUCCGCUGACGGCCUCUCAGUCCCUCUGCCGGCGUCCCCGGAGCCCAGUGCUGGCCCCCUGCAGGCUGCAGUCCCUGCCCACUCCCACGCCAGUGGCCCCGGCCCCACGGAGCACGCCUGAGCCUCCCAGGGCCCCUCUCCCCAGGCCCCUAGACCUUAGGAAUGAAAUCCAGUGCUCCCCUCUGGGCCCACCACAGCCUCAACUCCCUUCAGCCUUGGGGCCCACUUGGGGAGCCGCCGUGGCCUCUUUGGAACCGCGUCAGCCCAGGGACAGCCCACCUAGGAGUGUUGGGGGAAAGCAGUACCCCCAGCCAUGCCGGGGUGGCCCAUCCUUUCUCUUGUCGUCACCUCUUAUUUGCUACCUUCCUGGCUGGCUGGCUGGCAGAAGUUUCCAGGAUAGUUUGUCCCAUUGAGGACCUAACGGCGGGGCAGGGAGGAUGCCCAGCCUUGGGAGACCUGACCUGAGUGUGGUGUUUACAGUGGGGGAUGCAAGUGCUCAGAGUGGCCAGUACUAGCCAAGGCCAGGCCCCCAUGCAGAGCUCUGCCCGCUACCUUGCCCUGCGCUAGCUGACUGCCCCUGCAGGGCUGUGGGGAAAGGGGGCUGCCCACUCUUGCAGAAGUCAGGUAGGGUCCUUCCUAAUUCCGCUGCUGCACACAUUUUGGUUAUUUUUGUAGUGAGACUGUUGAAUAAAACCAGCUCCACCCUUU
Molecule: messenger RNA, 1466 nt
Organism: Mesoplodon densirostris (Blainville's beaked whale)
Lineage: Eukaryota; Metazoa; Chordata; Mammalia; Artiodactyla; Ziphiidae
Gene: MED22
Product: mediator complex subunit 22
Exons: 5
Coding region: 277-879 (200 amino acids)
Biological process (GO): regulation of transcription by RNA polymerase II
Cellular component (GO): mediator complex
Molecular function (GO): transcription coregulator activity
Source: RefSeq, a predicted model, not a curated record